Messenger RNA from Pollicipes pollicipes, 1444 nucleotides. RefSeq lists its product as uncharacterized. The record is from RefSeq and is a predicted model, not a curated record. The annotation marks the transcript as partial. The transcript is spliced from 2 exons. NCBI's taxonomy places the organism in Eukaryota, Metazoa, Arthropoda, Thecostraca, Pollicipedomorpha, Pollicipedidae.
GUGCUGGUGCUGGUGCUGGUACGGGUGCCGGUACUGGUACUGAUGCCGGCGCUGGUUCCGGUACUGGUGCCGAUGCAGAUAAUGGUGCAGACGCCGAUGUGCGCCUCGGCCGACUCCGGCCGUCGUGGGACUGGGGUCUUCUGUCGCGGCCCCCGCCGUCCCUGCUGGACCUGUUAUUUUGGCUCCUGCUGUCAAAAUCAGACCGAUUUCCUUUACGGCUGUCUUCCAGACGAGAACCACCGCCUCGUUUCCUAUCCUCUCCACUCGGCCGGCUGCCGCGGCCUCUGUCCUCGUCUCUCGGUCGGUCCUCACGUUCUUUGUCCCCCCUUUGAGAUCGGUCUGCUCGCCCUCGGUCGUUGCCACCCUUGCUCUUUGCCUGUCGAGCCCUGUCUUGCCUGCUGUCUGACGGCUUACCCGGCUGACGGCUUACCCGGUUAUCCGCGUUCCUGUUCUCACCCGAUUGGCGGCCAUUGCUCUGAUCCUGUGGUCCCGAACGCCGCUCUAUGUUCUUUUCCUGGCGUACGCUUCUGUUGCGUACCAUGUCAUCACGGUCUUUUCUUUCUGCUGCCGCUCCCGACGUUCGUCUCGCGGUACUCUUUCCUUCUCUUGCCGUCCCUGGCCUCUGUCCCGUCUUCCCUUAACCCUGUCCUGCCCUUGCUGGCCCCUGUCGUGUGGGGCCCUGCCUCUGUCCUGUGGUUCCGCGCCCCUGUCCUGUCGAUCCUGACCUCGCUCCUGUCGCCUGUUGCCGCCGCUCUGCCUCGUCCCCUCUUCCGGUGCGUCUCGCCCCCUGUGUCUGCCUCCCUCCUGCUGCCGACCGACCUGCGUCUGACCUGCCGGCCUCGCCCGGUUCCCGUCUCUCUCUGCGCCGCUCCGUCUACCGUCCCUUGGUGACUCGGUGGGUUGGUUCCGGCCCCCUGGCAGCGGGCUUCGGCCCCCUCGCAGCUUACUUCGGUCUCUUGGCGACGGGCUCCGGCCCCUUGGCAGUGGGCUUCGACCCCUUGAUGGUGGGCUUCGGCCUCUUGGCGACGGACUCCGGCUCCUUGGCGGCGAGCUUCGGUCCCUUGGCGUCGGGCCCUGGUACUCUGACGGUGGGCUUCGGCCCCUUGGUGACGGGCUUCGGCCCCUUGGCGGCGGACUUCGACCCCUUGAUGGUGGGCUUCUGUCCCCUCGCGGCGGGCUUCGGCCCCUUGGUGGCUGACUUCGACCCCUCGGUGGCGGACUUCGGUCUCUCGGCAGGAGGCUUCGACCCCUUGGCGGUGGGCUUUGGCCCCUUGAUGGCGGGCUUCGGUUCCCUGGCGGCGGGCUUCGGUCUCUCGGUGGCUGACUUCGGCCUCUUGGCGACAGGCUUUGGCCCCCUCGCAGUGGACCCUGGUACCCUGGAGGUGGAUUGCGGUACCUUGGCGGCGGCCCUCGGCCCCUCGGUGGCGGACUUCGAUCUCUUGGC